This is a messenger RNA of Platichthys flesus (European flounder), 3746 nucleotides long. RefSeq names its product transient receptor potential cation channel, subfamily C, member 4a (gene trpc4a). The transcript is spliced from 15 exons. Gene Ontology annotation, biological process: manganese ion transport; calcium ion transmembrane transport; regulation of cytosolic calcium ion concentration. The coding region runs from base 1 to 2817 and encodes 938 amino acids. Gene Ontology annotation, cellular component: cation channel complex; membrane. The record is from RefSeq and is a predicted model, not a curated record. Gene Ontology annotation, molecular function: protein binding; store-operated calcium channel activity; inositol 1,4,5 trisphosphate binding. Lineage: Eukaryota; Metazoa; Chordata; Actinopteri; Pleuronectiformes; Pleuronectidae.
AUGUCACAGCUCUACUACCGGCGGACUGACAGCUCCUCGUACCGGGACCGCAUCCCGCUGAGAAUCGUGCGGGCCGAGUCGGAGCUGUCCCCUCUGGAGAAGGCCUACCUCGGAGCUGUGGAGAAGGGCGACUACGCGAGUGUCAAACACGCUCUGGAGGAGGCAGAGAUCUACUUUAAGAUCAACAUCAACUGCAUCGACCCCCUCGGCCGCACGGCUCUGCUGAUCGCCAUCGAGAACGAGAACCUGGAGAUCAUCGAGCUCGUGCUGAGCUUCAGCGUGUACGUCGGCGAUGCCCUGCUGCACGCCAUCCGCAAGGAGGUGGUGGGCGCGGUGGAGCUGCUGCUGAAUCACAAGAAGCCCAAGAGAAGCUCAUUGAUUGUGUUAAAAAGCCGUCUGCAGUUCUCCGACUUCACCCCCGACAUCACUCCCAUCAUACUUGCGGCGCACACCAACAACUAUGAAAUCAUCAAGCUCCUGGUGCAGAAGGGCGUUUCAAUGCCGCAGCCGCAUGAGGUGCGCUGUAACUGCGUGGAGUGCGUGUCCAGCUCGGACGUGGACAGCUUGCGUCACUCGCGCUCGCGCCUCAACAUCUACCGGGCGCUGUCCAGUCCCUCGCUGAUCGCCCUCUCCAGCGAGGACCCCUUCCUCACGGCCUUCAGGCUCAGCUGGGAGCUGCAGGAGCUCAGCAAGGUGGAGAACGAGUUCAAAUCCGAGUAUGAGGAGCUGUCUCAGCAGUGCAAACAGUUUGCCAAGGACCUGCUGGACCAGACCAGGAGCUCCAGGGAGCUGGAGAUGAUCCUCAACUACAGCGACGACAUGAACCUGUUGGAGGAGGAGAACAACAACGACCUGGCGAGACUCAAACUGGCUAUCAAGUAUUACCAAAAAGAGUUUGUAGCUCAGCCGAACUGCCAGCAGCUGUUGGCGUCGCGCUGGUACGACGAGUUCCCCGGCUGGAGGCGGCGACAGUGGGCGGGGAAGUUCUUCACCUGCGUCUUCAUCGGCCUCCUCUACCCCGGGUUCGCUCUCUGCUACCUCAUCGCUCCGAAGAGUCGCUACGGCCUCUUCAUCCGCAAGCCUUUCAUCAAGUUCAUCUGCCACACGGCGUCCUACCUGACCUUCCUCUUCCUGCUGCUGCUCGCCUCCCAGCACAUCGUCACCACAGAGCAGGACCGGCAGGACAGGCAGGGCCCGGCGCCCACCACCGUGGAGUGGAUGAUCCUGCCCUGGGUGCUGGGAUUCAUCUGGGCCGAGAUCAAGCAAAUGUGGGACGGUGGUUUCCAGGACUAUGUUCACGACUGGUGGAACCUGAUGGACUUUGUCAUGAACUCUCUAUACCUGGCCACCAUCUCCCUCAAGAUUGUAGCCUACACUAAGUACAGCGGCAGUAAACCCAGGAACCAGUGGGAGAUGUGGCACCCGACGCUCGUAGCUGAGGCGGUGUUUGCCAUCGCUAACAUCUUCAGCUCCCUGCGCCUGAUCUCCCUGUUCACAGCCAACUCUCAUCUGGGGCCGCUGCAGAUCUCCCUGGGGAGGAUGCUGCUGGACAUCCUGAAGUUCCUCUUCAUCUACUGUCUGGUCCUGCUGGCCUUUGCUAACGGGCUGAACCAGCUCUACUUUUACUACGAGACCAAAGCCUCGGACGAGAAGGGGAAAUGUAAGGGCAUCCGCUGUGUGGAGCAGAAUAACGCUUUCUCCACGUUGUUUGAGACCCUGCAGUCUCUCUUCUGGUCGAUCUUCGGCCUGAUCAGCCUCUACGUCACCAACGUGGACGCCGACCACCAGUUCACCGAGUUUGUCGGCGCCACCAUGUUUGGAACCUACAACAUCAUUUCACUGGUGGUGCUGCUCAACAUGCUCAUCGCCAUGAUGAACAACUCCUACCAGCACAUCGCUGACCACGCAGACAUCGAGUGGAAGUUCGCCCGGACGAAGCUGUGGAUGAGCUACUUUGAGGAAGGGGCCACGCUGCCGGCCCCGUUCAACAUCAUCCCCAGCCCCAAGUCCUUCCUGUACCUCAUGUGUUGGAUUAAGAGGCAAGUGUGCAAGAGGACCAACUCCAAGCGGCCUGACACCUUUGGAGCUCUCGGAAGGCGAGCAGCGGAGAAUAUGAGGAUAAACCAUCAAUACCAGGAGGUGCUGAGGAAUCUGGUGAAACGUUACGUGGCUGCUAUGAUCAGAGACGCUAAGACAGAGGAAGGCCUGACUGAAGAGAACUUCAAGGAGCUGAAACAAGAUAUCUCCAGCUUCCGUUACGAGGUGAUGGGCAUGAUGAAGACGGGGAAGCCCGCCCUGCAGGGGGCGAAGGCCAGCGGCAGCUCGGCAGAGUCCAGCCUCGCUUACCCUAACUCCUCGCUCAAGGUUUCCCCCGGCCCUCAGAGCGGCCAGGCCAAAAGCAAAAGCAACAGAUUCAAGAUCACCGCCUCCAUCCUCAAGAUGGGCAGCUCCACAGCGUCACCCAGGCUGCCAGGGGCCUUCAACGGUCUGCCGAACGGACUCCUGCCCCUGGAGCCUGAUGAGAGCCCCGGUGACAAGUCAGGCCAGAGGAGGAACUUCCCCAAAGAUAUCAGCGACUUUGGCUUGUUCCAGAAACGCCACCGCAACGAAGCCGCAUCGGGCGAAGAAGAGAUUUCCAGGAAGAUGUACUCUUUAUCAGAGGAAGCAGGGGACUCUGGGGCCGAGGAGGAGCCGGACAUAGAGGAGGAGACAAAGUUCUCACAGGGAGAAAUGGUGGAGGAGGCUGCGGUGACGGCGGCAGACAUCGAGGAUGCCGAGGUCUCAAAGUACGGCUCGGAGCUGGACGAGGAAAAAUGAUGAUUGUUGAUCCUUCAUUGACCUGGUAGCUGAGGGAUGUUUGACAGGAACAUUACAACAGGCCACGUUACGAUGGACUGGAGUGAGACUGACAAUCGAUGUGAGCUUUAAGUGAGGAAGGGUCGGAAACGUGUGUGAUACUCGCAACGAGUCGAACUUUCCCAGUAAUCACCACACUAGUGAUAAGCUUUGAUCUAUGGAGACUCAGGGAGGCCUUUGGUUUCAGAGUUUUAAAAUGCCGUUAUAUCGGCAGCGAAGGUAAAUGAAGCGUCGUGAGGAUUUAGAUUUCAGGAUGAAGUCAUUUCAUCCUAUCUCUUCCCUAUGGACGAUUAGAAAGUAAUUAUUCCCUGAAACUGAAGAUGUCCUGUUUUCUUUAACCUCCUCUCUCUCUCCUUUACCCUUCCCCAACAUGUGUCCGCCACUCCAUCAUUCACUGUACGAGCACUCUCUCCUUCAUCCCUCUCUCUCUCUACCUCUUCUCCUCUCCUGUUUAUCUCUACGCCUGCUUCAUCUCUUCCCCUCCUUUAUCUCACGGGAGCAAUAGAUAUGUUCACUUCUUCACCCGACUCUCUGCCUUAUUCUGUCUGUUUCUGCACUUUACACACUUUACUCUGGCGAACCGUGUGUCGAGCUCUGACCAUGCAACAACUCUGUCGAUGUUUUUCUAUGCAAAGAAUCCCAGGGAGGGAGACGAGGACGAGGGUUUGACAGGGGUCCAUGUGGUCGGCUGCUGGUGGAAGGGUAAUGGGAGAUAAUGACAAUAUGAACACAGGCUAUCAACCAUUAAAAGCAACACAUUAUUCAUGUUUGAUCACUCCUACAGAAAAUCUACUGGUUCUUUUGAAAAUGUUAGCUGUUUUUAAAAAAGUUUUUUUAGAUGUAAUGUUAGUUCGUACGACGGAUGUUCUAGAGACUGAAACAGAACCGAA